This is a messenger RNA of Tachysurus fulvidraco (yellow catfish), 6638 nucleotides long. It is a transcript of the gene ezh1, whose product is annotated as enhancer of zeste 1 polycomb repressive complex 2 subunit. Gene Ontology annotation, biological process: chromatin remodeling. Bases 20 to 2128 code for a protein of 702 amino acids. Gene Ontology annotation, molecular function: histone H3K27 methyltransferase activity; protein binding. The transcript is spliced from 19 exons. Lineage: Eukaryota; Metazoa; Chordata; Actinopteri; Siluriformes; Bagridae. The record is from RefSeq and is a predicted model, not a curated record.
GAUUUAAAUCCUUUUAAAAAUGGUGUUUCAGGUGAUGGAGGUGAUGGAGGAGGCGUCUGGCGCUCGCUUCUGUCCCACUAAAGCCCCGGGCAGCCUGAUGAAGUGGAGGAAGAGGGUCAAGUCUGAGUACAUGAGGCUCAGGCAGCUGAAACGCUUCCGAAAGGCAGAGGAGGUGAAGGCUCUGUUUCUGUCAAACAGACGUAAGAUUGAAGCACGGACCGAACUGUUAAACGAGGAAUGGUCCAAGCUCAGGAUCCAGUCCAUCCCUCUGUCCACACCGAGCGGCUCACUGACCAACAAGAAGGUGGAGGACGAGACAGUUCUGCACAACAUCCCUUAUAUGGGUGAUGAGGUACUGGAGCAGGAUGAAGCUUUUCUUGAAGAGCUCAUAGAUAACUAUGAUGGAGUCCAUGGGGAUAGAGACAGAGGCUUCAUAAAUGACGAGAUCUUUAAAGAGCUAGUGGAGGCGCUGAGUCAGUAUUCGGAUCAGGAUGAAGAGGAGGAGAGCACGGAAGAAGAUGAGGAGGAGGAGGAAGGGGAACAAUGCCUGAGGAAGAGUGAAGGAGAGAGUACAGCGGAGAACAAGACAGGAUCUCUGGCCUUUAAGAGGAAGCGCAGGAGAGUCGCAGAGGGCACUGAACUGCCUCAGAGUAAGAAAAUCCCCCAUGACAAGAUCUUCACUGCCAUCGCGUCGAUGUUCCCUUACAAAGGCACGACAGAGGAGCUGAAGGAGAAGUAUAAGGACCUGCUGGAGCCUGCGAGUGCUGUAAAGCUUCCUCCUCUCUGCACACCCAACAUGGACGGCCCCUUCGCCAAGUCUGUGCAGCGCGAGCAGAGUCUGCACUCCUUUCAUACACUCUUCUGUCGCCGCUGCUUCAAAUACGACUGCUUCCUCCACCCAUUCCAUGCCUCCCCCAAUGUCUACAAGAGAAAGACUAAAGAGAUUCGGAAGGAGACGGAGCCUUGUGGAUUAGACUGCUUCUUGCUACAGAAAGGAGCAAAAGAGUUUGCUGACCAGUACAUGCUGAGGUCACGGAGGUCUCGCCGGCGCCGGCGGCAGACACGCCCCUCCAGCUCAUCAGGCCCCGCCCCCUCGGGUUCAGCCGAGGAGAGGAAAGACGGAGAGAGCGACCAUGAGACCACAAGUUCCUCUGAGGGUAACUCUCGGUGUCCCACCCCCACUAAGCUGAGGCAGGGUGAGGACCUGAUGGUAGAAGGCGAGUCUCCUCUGCAGUGGAGCGGCGCAGACGAGUCGCUCUUCAGAGUUCUGCACGGCACAUACUACAACAACUUCUGCUCCAUCGCACGACUGCUCGGCACCAAGACCUGCAAACAGGUGUACGAGUUUGCCGUGAAAGAGGUUCUGAUUCAUCGAGUUCCUCUGGAAGACGGCGGCAUCUCCCCCCAAAAGAAGAAAAGAAAACACAGGUUAUGGGCCAAGAUCCAGUUAAAAAAAGAUAAUUCGUCCAAUCAGGUCUACAACUACCAGCCAUGUGACCACCCCGAGCAUCCGUGUGACAGCUCGUGUCCAUGUGUGAUGACCCAGAACUUCUGUGAGAAAUUCUGCCAGUGUGAUCAAGAGUGUCAGAACCGUUUCCCAGGCUGCCGCUGUAAGACGCAGUGUAACACUAAGCAGUGUCCGUGUUACCUGGCCGUACGCGAGUGCGACCCCGACCUCUGUUUGACCUGCGGCGCUUCAGAACACUGGGACAGCAAACAGGUUUCCUGCAAGAACUGCAGCAUCCAGAGAGGACUCAAAAAGCACCUCCUCCUGGCUCCGUCAGAUGUAGCGGGAUGGGGAACAUUCAUCAAGGAGCCGGUUCAGAAAAACGAAUUCAUCUCCGAGUACUGUGGCGAGCUUAUUUCCCAGGAUGAAGCAGACAGAAGAGGCAGAAUCUACGACAAGUACAUGUCCAGCUUCCUGUUCAACCUGAACAACGAUUUUGUGGUGGACGCAACACGAAAAGGGAACAAAAUCCGCUUUGCCAAUCACUCUGUCAAUCCAAACUGCUACGCAAAAGUUGUCAUGGUGAAUGGGGACCAUCGCAUCGGUAUCUUCGCCAAACGAGCAAUACAGCAGGGAGAGGAGCUGUUUUUCGACUACAGUACAUCCCUGGAUCCCUCGUAGGUACAGUCAAGCCGACGCUCUCAAAUACGUAGGGAUAGAGAGGGAGAUCGACGUGGUCUGAGUUUCCCACCCGCUGCUUUUCCUGCCCACAAUGCACCUCUCCUCCUCACUCAGGACUGCGGUUCUAUCAUGUGGUUGCUUGGAUACAUCUUCAGUUGCAAAGAAGGAUUCUGUGAUGUCAUAACAUUACCAUAACGGUAUGAUAUCAAAGAAUCGCUCACCUUGAGAUAAAACAAAAGGUCAACGUUUAAAAAAGAAUUUCUAUAUUUAAACCUGGGGUUAAUUAGAUUGUCUGAACUCGAGUGUUGGGAUGUAAAAUACAAAAAAAAGAUGCUAGCGUUCAAUACAUUUUAAGAAAUCUUAAAAUAACAUUUUUAUUCAAAAGCGAACAAGCUAAUAUGCUAACAUUCCCAGUUUAACCUGACGGAAAGCACAGAAAUGCACAGGAAUGUGCUAACUUAGCAGAUUCUAUUAUGCUAGCAACAUAUAGGCCAGUACAGUAAUUAGCAGUUUAUGCUAUUUUACUAAUACAAAUGCCUCACGUUCUAUUAAGAACAUUAGCUAGUCAUGAAUGGUAGCACUUGCUACAGAGCUAGCACAUGGAUGAUUAGCAAAGUAAUGUGAGAAUAUUUGUACCUCAUGUCCACUCAGCAAUGCUACAGUGAUGACAGGGGAUGAGUUAAGAAAAAAAUAAUAAUAAAAUAACUUCAGAUAGCCAUUUCCUUUCCAUUACUCGCAUUUAUUUUCCUGACAAGAAAGCGUCAAAAGCUGCUAGUUUGGCUAAUCUGGAGCAUAGAGCGUUCUUCACUUCAGUAACCUUUUCACCUUGUGGUAAACUCUGUACACGAGCUUCUAUAGCGGUUUUAGCCUCCUUAUAUAUGCUACAUAAUGUUUAGCUGCAAACUAGAAGACAUUUAAAAUUGCUGUUAGUUUCAGUCAGUUUAUUCACACAGUAAAUGAACGAUCUUCACGUCUGCAAUAAUGUUAUCUCUCGCUGUAGUCCAGUGUACUGUAAUGUUAGCUUGUCGCUCUAAUCUGCAAAGCUUUGCCGUUUGCUACUUUGGCAUUCAGGCUAUAUUUUUUUAAAACGUUUCUGCAACACUAUCUGCGAUCUCAUAACCACAGACGCUAAUCUGUAUCUAACCUUGGGGAUUCCCGGCUAUUCCGGCGCUAGGCAUCUCGGCUCUGGCUAACUAUGUAGCACAAACGAAUACUUAUUAGCAAGAGACAAACUAGCAGCAGUCACAACAGGAAUCCACAGGGUUGCCAGUUUUCAAAGAAAUGCUCAGAAAUUGACCGAAACGUGAAAUAUUGGGAAGGAAUUCUUAUAUUCAGUAUAAUACAAUACAGUACACAUUUUUUUCACCUGGUACAAACAUUAUCUUCUCCAGAAUAGCCGCUUCGUAAUUAUAAUUAAAUCUGAUUACAGGCUUUUAAACAAGAAAUAAAUGGCAUAUUCUGGCAACCCUGGCUAUCAGUUAUAUAUAAUUUAGACAUCUGGUAUCCUGUAACAAGAAGCAAAAAAUAAAUAAAUAAAAAGAAACCAUACAAGCCGGCAGUGAAUGUUGCACUUCAAUUUAAUGAUGAUGAAGGAAAGAAACGUGUGCGAUUUAUUCGUAGGUUUUUUUUUUCUUUCUUUCUUUUAUGGAUUAAAUAAUGAGCUAAACCAAACUAAAUCCACCACAAGGAUUAUUGUGUUUUUCACACGAAGGAUUUGAGAAGGCGUUAUUAAACACGAUAGAAUUUCCACUGAGGAAAAAAAAGAACGCAAAAACGAUUGCGUUAAUGACGGAAUUUAGUUAAUUAGUUAAUCCUGUUGGCCACAAAUAAUCUCCUAAAAUCUUCUGUCAAGUCCCGUGCUCAAGAAAGCAGCAUGAAUUUAGGAUUUUUUUUUUUCCUUUAUUAUUAAAUACAAUUUCUCAGAAUUAUACGGAAGUCCAAAUAGACGCCAUGCAGUAUUACAUUUUUUUGUCCUUUCUUGUCUUAUCAAUCUUUCUAGUCCUUUCUUGGCUUAAUUAACGAUCACGAUCAAGAGAAUGUAAUCGUGAUGACGGGAAAACAGCUUAUGUUGUCGAGAAUGUGAAGUCACGAUAAGGAGAAAACAAGAAAGACAAAAGAUUGUAAUGCAUGGACACUUGGGACUUCUGUAGAACUUAGCUUUGAAAACAUGUCUACAAAAAAUCAUAUUAAGAAAGAAAUGAAGUUUUUUCAUCCAGUAACUGGGUAAAAAUUCACACUUCAGUUCUAAUAACAAGAACAACAAUGUUUUUGUUUCGUAUCUGUAUAUCAUUUACUUUCAUUUAUUUCUUUUCUUUUUUUAUGCUGCCUCCACUUGCUUUCGGAAUUACCGAAAAUACGACUUUCCUGCUUGGAAGUUCCCACUUCAAGUCGUAAGAUCGUUUUGAUGGCCGAGUUUCCGAGUCCUAAACUUCCAACAUGGUGGAUUAGAGUAGAUUUCUGUCCUGAAUAACAGUUAAUUGAUCUUAACACAUCUAAUUAUUAUUACUUUGGUCCUGUUCAUUUAUCUACAGUGGAGGUCAUAAGUUUACACCCCUCAUGCUGAAGCAAAAGACAAUUGUUACUAAUUUUAAAGAAAUAAAAAGGAUCUUAUAAAAUGCCUAUUAUUUAAAGCUAGUUCACAUAACAGAUGCUUACAUGUAGUCCACAAGACCCAAUAAUUUACACAAAUGAACCAGUUCAAAAGUUUGCAUCCCCUCCAUUCUUAAGUACUGUGUGUUGUUAGCUGGAGUGUUCGUCCGGUGCAGUUAAACCUCCCGCAGUUCUUUAGGAAAAUCCUCCAGGUCCUGCACAUUCUUUGCUUUUCCAGCACCUUCUGCAUGUUUGACACUUUUCCACCAGAGGCUGUAUGAUUUUAUAAGCCUAUCUAUUCACACGAGGAUGACCGCGCAAUUCGUAAUAUGACGUGUAAACUUUUGAGCAGGAUGAUCGGAGGAAAUUGUUAUUAUUUUGUUUAAAGAUCUUAUUUUUUCCUUUGGAACGCUUUUACAUAAGCUGGAUAAGAUAUCGGCAAGUUUCCCAGCACAUAAAAUAAUAAAUCUUAACAAUUUAUGAUCAUCAGGUUGUGCGUUUUAAACAUUUUUACGCCUUUAAUAGUUCGCAUUAGACCUUAAUUCUGUCAUCGUCUGCAAACAUUGUCAAUGAAACUGACUAUUAUGGGUUCUGGUGUCAGAAAAAAUUGUGUCGUUCUUGUUCUUGUUCUUUCCGUCAGCAUAGAGCUUGAACAUGAGUAACUCGUAAUUACUAGCAGGAAGGAGAACGAUUCCGAAGGCAGCACGAAGGCAGCAUGAAACUCUGAGGCUUUUUUUUUUUUUUUUUUUUUUACUUUUAUUUUUUUUUUUUAAUUAAAACCCUGGGAAAACGUUCCGAAGAAUCACCAUCGGCAUCUCAUCGGGGGUACGAGAGUCCUGACUCCUUGACAGUUCUUCAACCCUAAAGUACAUAAUUCUAGUUCAUAACUGGUCAUAAAUGGAGUAAAAAAUCAUAUUUGCUUGACUUGUGCAUGCUCUUACACCCAGCCUGGGAUCCCACCGACAUCCUGAUGGGAUUUGUUCUCAAAUCGAUGUCAUUCCUGUUGGAACAAAGUGCGCUUACUAUAGCAUACGUCUAGAACAUGUUAUCCGUUUGUUCCUGACGAUUGAGUAGUAUUCGCUUACUACAGAAUGUACUGUUCUGUUUUAGACCCGUAUGUAAGGUCGCCAGCCUCGACUUCACGAUCCGGAUCCGACUGUAGGAAAUUUCUUUUCCUCUUGGGAAUGCCGUGAUGAUUUCUUUCAGAACUCUGAGAAUUCCUUUGCCAAGUAAACAAAAUCACAGAAUUCACGAUCCCUCUUUUUAUCCUUUUCUGCUGAUUUUACAGGAAAGGGUUUGUUUCUUACAUUUUCAUUUUACAGCAAAAGUAUUAAUAUACAAUUUUUUUUUCAAUUAUAAGUUAUGACCUCUAUUGCUAUCUGUACUAUCGGUACUAUUGGUACUCAGCAACGACACGUGCAAACAUGAAUAUUAAGAAAUCAUCACGGCCGUUCUUCUUUACUCCAAACCACAGUCGCAAUCCAUCUUCUUCUUUUUUUUUUUCCCUUUGAUUUAAAAAAAAAAAUUAAUAAAUCAAAGGCACAUUUUUACUCUUUUCUUUCCUGUGUUCAUGUUGUAACAUCUUUUAUCUUCUGGAGAAGUCUUCCCAUUUCAAUACGUGCCAAAUAAGAGAUGCACUGACUCGGAAAGCAGAGCGGAACUCCCUUUUUUUUUUAUUUAAUACAUUGUAUAGGUACAAGGAUGAAAACAAUGAAAUACUGAUAUCCAAAAGUUGGAAAUGUUUUGAGACUGAAUCUGAUUAUAUUAUAUAAUAAUAUUUCUCUACUUUGUUGCUUACGCUAACUUCCUCUUUAUUAAAAAGAGAGCUCUGUGAGGUGACCGAAACGUUGUGGAAGUCAGACGUGUAUGUGAAAGCGAGAAGGUCUGUGUAUGGAAAAUAAAUUUAUAACUGAAAUUUUCA